Molecule: messenger RNA, 447 nt
Organism: Phanerochaete carnosa HHB-10118-sp
Lineage: Eukaryota; Fungi; Basidiomycota; Agaricomycetes; Polyporales; Phanerochaetaceae
Exons: 1
Coding region: 1-447 (148 amino acids)
Molecular function (GO): peroxidase activity
Source: RefSeq, a predicted model, not a curated record
AUGAAAGACACGGUAGAGACCAGACAGCUGGACGGCGUGCCAAUCGAGUGGACGCGUUACUGGUUCGAGUGCGAACAGCUGCCGCCGGACUGGGAGUCGUUCCACACAAUGACGCUCCUCCAGACCAUAAGCACGAUCAACUGGCUCCGGAGCGCGAUGAGUGGGAUGAGGAAGGAGGCGAAGGCAGAGGGGCAAGCGACGAAGGGAGAGGCCGCGGCCGAGACCGCGGUCAAGGUCCAGAGUGCGGGAGUCGCCCAAGUCGAAGACAAGCGCGACAACAACAUGCAGGCGCCGACCGAGAAGGAGCUGUCCACAGACGACGAGAAUAUAGAAGGUUUGCAAACACUGACUGUCCCGCCGCUUGUACACUCGAAGACCGCGAGCUCUGUGACGAGUGAUACCUUCAUAGAGUCGCUCUUUUGCAGUCCGCUCCUGCCGUUCUUGUGA